CGCAUCAGGCAUUCGAGCCUCAUCCAGUGCGCGCAUCUUCAUCCACCAAACCUCCUCAAAACAUCCAACCACUACAAAGGCUUCACACCCACCGCCGAGGGCCAGCUGCGUCCAUUCAAGCUCACUGCAGUCAAAGCUGAAGUUGUCAUCCUCCGGGCUCACUCGACACAACAAUGGCUUCGUCUCAGGCGAGCACCUCGCGCAAUGUCGCCAUUGGUUCUUCUUCACCGCCACUGGACAGUGCAGAGGCAACGCUGGCAAGGACGCUGGCCAGCGACGUAUCCCUCGCAGAAGCCAAAGCGCAAGGGCAAUCUGUAGGCGUAGAUGACGCAGUCAUCGGCACCGCAUCCGCGUCCGCGUCCGCACCCGCAUCCUCCCUCGCACAAUCCUUCGACUCUUUGGAUCUCUCUCCUCAAACGCUCAAAGCUCUCACAGCCAUGGGUCUCAGCAAACCUACCGAAGUCCAAGCGCGCUGCAUUCCUCCACUCUUGGCAGCCAAAGAUGUGCUCGGUGCAGCUCAGACAGGCUCCGGCAAGACUUUGGCUUUUCUCAUUCCCUCCAUCGAGAUGCUCGCUCGUCUGCGAUUCAAGCCUCGCAAUGGCACGGGCGCAGUGGUCAUUUCCCCCACCAGGGAGCUGGCUCUGCAGAUAUUCGGCGUAGCAAAGGAGUUGAUGAGCAUUGCCGGAUACUCUCAAACGAUAGGCAUCAUCAUGGGUGGGGCAAAUAGGAAAGCGGAGGCGGACAAGCUGAUGAAGGGCGUCAAUCUCAUUAUCGCUACCCCUGGGCGAUUGCUGGACCAUUUGCAAAACACCAAAGGCUUCGUCUUCUCGAACCUCAAGGCGCUUUGUAUCGACGAGGCGGACAGGAUUUUGGAGAUUGGUUUCGAGGAUGAAAUGAGGCAAAUCAUCAAGCUGUUGCCCAAUGAAAAUCGCCAAACGAUGCUAUUUUCUGCGACGCAGACGACCAAAGUUCAAGAUCUAGCGCGCAUAUCGCUCAGGCCUGGACCGCUCUACAUCAAUGUACACGCAGAUCUGAGGGCUUCCACAGUGGAGAGGUUAGAGCAAGGCUACGUGGUCUGCGACUCUCACAUGCGCUUCCUGCUGCUCUUCACUUUUCUGAAGCGCCACCGGGACAAAAAGAUCAUCGUGUUCAUGAGCAGUUGCAACAGCGUCAAGUACCAUGCCGAGCUGCUCAACUACAUCGACAUCGCUGUACUGGAUCUUCAUGGCAAGCAGAAGCAGCAAAAGCGAACGUCCACCUUUUUCGAAUUCUGCAAUGCUCCCAGAGGAGUGCUGCUGUGCACGGAUGUAGCUGCUAGAGGGCUGGACAUACCCAAAGUGGACUGGAUCAUUCAGUUCGAUCCACCCGAUGAUCCGAGGGACUACAUCCAUCGAGUCGGUCGAACAGCGAGAGCUGGAAAGGAUGGCAAAAGUCUGCUCUUCCUCUUGCCGUCGGAGCUGGGCUUCUUGCGAUUUCUGAAAGUGGCAAAGGUGCCCCUGAACGAGUAUUCCUUCCCCCCUAGCAAGAUCGCAAAUGUUCAGGGUCAAUUGGAAAAGCUCAUCUCCAAAAAUUACUAUCUGAACCAAUCCGCGCGUGACGGCUACCGGUCAUACUUGCAAGCGUACGGCUCAUACUCGCUCAAGAGAAUCUUCAACAUUCACGAGCUGGACCUUGCCAAAGUGGCUCGCGCAUUCGGGUUUUCCGUCCCUCCCAAGGUGAAUCUGGCCAUUGGAGCUGGGCUCAAAGGUGCCCCCAGCGGUGCUGGAGGCAAGAAGAGGAGAGCGGGAGAUGAGAUCGAUGUGGAUGAGGAUCAGGAGUUGGAGGAGCAAGAAGAGGAGGGGCAAGAUGCGAAAGGGGCGCUGGCGCCGGAAGAGGAGGACGUGCAGAUGCAAGGUAGCAGAGCGAGGGAGAAGCAGAGCGAUAGGAGGAGCUACAAGAAGGCUUCGUCCACUAGCAAAAGGCAGCGAUUUGGCAACGGUGGGAAGAAGGCCGGCCAGUGGAGUCGAUAGACAUGCUUCAUCUUUCAUGGGUUUGCGUUGCUUGGUGUCACCGACUUCGAUCAUGUGCAAAGCAAAUGAGCGUCUUUUCAUUGGCCCAGAUUUCCACUGGCGCUACUGAUUUGAUCUAUAUAAAACAAGAGGAACGACGAAAAGCUCGGGACGGGCAAAGAGUGUUCGUUUUGCAGUUGGAACAAGAGUGUAGGAGCGCCGAGGCAGCACGAAGAAAGAUCACGGCGCAUCCUCAUCGUCGGUGUGAGCGAGCUCUUUUUGUCUGCCGCUCAGAGCUCUGACUACGCCUCUUUGAAUUUUGAGUUCUUUGCGCCUCUUCAUUGCGGCCACGGCAGCGGCAGAUUCAUCAUCAAGGCCAGUCGUCUUGGACUGCCAUUUGUAUUUUGCGCU
Molecule: messenger RNA, 2399 nt
Organism: Ceraceosorus guamensis
Lineage: Eukaryota; Fungi; Basidiomycota; Exobasidiomycetes; Ceraceosorales; Ceraceosoraceae
Product: putative HAS1-helicase associated with Set1p
Exons: 3
Coding region: 174-2009 (611 amino acids)
Biological process (GO): maturation of LSU-rRNA from tricistronic rRNA transcript (SSU-rRNA, 5.8S rRNA, LSU-rRNA)
Cellular component (GO): nucleolus
Molecular function (GO): RNA helicase activity; ATP binding; nucleic acid binding
Source: RefSeq, a predicted model, not a curated record